Anguilla rostrata (American eel) is the source of this 13676-nucleotide messenger RNA. RefSeq names its product protein phosphatase 1 regulatory subunit 3E-like. The transcript has a single exon. Gene Ontology annotation, cellular component: protein phosphatase type 1 complex. The record is from RefSeq and is a predicted model, not a curated record. Lineage: Eukaryota; Metazoa; Chordata; Actinopteri; Anguilliformes; Anguillidae. Gene Ontology annotation, molecular function: glycogen binding; protein phosphatase 1 binding. The coding region runs from base 1071 to 1991 and encodes 306 amino acids. Gene Ontology annotation, biological process: regulation of glycogen biosynthetic process.
GUCUGGGAGAGAAAACAUUGAAAAUUAAUAUUGAAUAUUUCUUUUUUGCAAGCGUGUUUUGUAGAACGGUCGUUUUCUUUUGUUUUUCAUUCAUAAUCUUGAUGGAGAGACUUGCCGCAUAGCUGUAGCCUGUAGCCUAAUAUCAUUCAUCGCAGUUCCCCUACCACAGUGCCAGAAAAAAAACAUGGCAUAGCGAUUCGUCAGUUCAGAGCAUCCAGUCGAGGAGCGCAGGUCUGGGUUACUCUAAACUGGUCGUGAAUCGGUAACUUUGGUAGGCUAUAUCCAGUAGCCUAUAGUUUUAUUUCCCAGCAAAAAUAUUUGUCACUUAUUGGCGGCUGAAUUGGACUUCCGUGUUAAUGUUUUUUGCUCCGGUAUAUUUUUUUCAAAGGAGCCAAGCACAGUAGGCUGUUCUAUGCAGCCUAAUAUUUUCUUCCAAAACCUGAUCGCUGAAUGCUGAUUAUUAGUUUAGCCUAAAUAUGAUAGUCAAACUGCGAUUCAUUAUGACCGAAUCUUAUGAGGAAUAGGCAUAUUGUAGCAUACACAAAAUAUCUGUCAUAUCCACUCUUCAAAACUGAUGAUAUUGUCGACUGAGAGGCAUGCUGUUUAUUAUUUGCCAACCAAAAGCCUACUCGUUGUAAUUUGCAGUUAUUUUGAAACCACAGGAUGCUGCACGAUUUUGGCAAUAGUCCAACAUGGGAGACGUCUACGAGCGAUUCUGCACGUAUCAGUUGUUCCCCUAUAGGCUCAUUAACGUCAGGUGGUGUGUCCUAUCAUGUUUUGCCAGCCUAUAUUUUUGUAGAAAUUAAACUCGCGACAUUCAUGGGAAACCAGGGUUCUCGUAGACUAGUAGUCUAAUUAAGGAAUUCCGUAUUACGUCUCGGUCUGUAGGACUGACUGAAGUGGAGGGGAACCUUUCUGUGGCGCGUCAUCUGCACUUGCAACAGCUCUACGCAGAUUGGUUUAGAAAUCCGCAGUGUCAGAAACGACCAUAGCCCUGCCAUGUGUUAGCUAGACACCUGACGGCUUUCACACGCUUUGGAAGCAGGCUAAUUUUCAGGCUAUUUCAUUAUAUGGAAAGUGAGACUGUGCAUGCUGUCGUUGUAAUGCUGCCUCCAAAGAAUUGCAUCCCGAGAAACUACAGCUGUAUGGCUGGGUUGUUCGGUAGUUUGGCUGCGGCUAGCCAGAGAAAAGAAGACGGGGAAGAAGAUACUGACGAUGAUCAUUGUGAACCUCUGGAAAAUCAUGUUGUGGCCGAGAGACCAAGAGGCAGGGAAUGCUUUUUGAAACCUCCGCAAAGUCCUACCUUGCGAAGAAGAUGCAAGUCAUUGCCGACUCCGACUGAGAGAGGCAAGCUUGAAAUCGCGAGGAGACGGAGCCCGUCUAGUCAGAAAAAGGUCAGAUUUGCCGAUUCUUUGGGUUUGGAGCUUACUUCUGUCAAGCACUUUUGCGACGCCGACAUGCCAGAGGUACCGCAACGGGUGCUAGACAAUUUCAAGAAAGGAAAUAGUCUACAUCUAAAUAUCUUUGAAAAAUUCCCAAGAAACCCUUCGCAGUCGAUUUUCAUGGAAACCCACUUCAGUAAUCCUGGUCAAUUACCAGGAUUCCUCGAAAAAGUGAAGAGAAUGAAAGUGUUGUUAGAAUCUGUUGAAACGGACGAGUUCAGCCUGACGGGGUUGAUCCGGGUGUUAAACUUGGCAUUCGAGAAGACUGUUAUUUUGAGGUAUUCUCUCAAUAACUGGGUGACAUAUUUAGAUAUUAUUGCGUCGUACGUCCCCGAAUCCAGCGACGGACUAACUGACAAAUUCUUCUUCAAGAUCAUUACCCCAAUAUUUCUUGAGACUGGAAACUCCUUACAGUUUGCCAUAAAGUACUGUGUGGCUGGUGAAGAGUUUUGGGAUAACAAUAACGGAAAUAAUUAUAAAGUUGGACGCCACAGAUUUAAAAUCUCACCUCCAAGGGAUUGGGAGAAUGGGUGGAUUCACUUCAUAUAGCAUGCGGGUUUAAAAAAAAUUUUUUUUUUUUUUACUUUUUUUAAUUUAUUGAUUUUUCCAUUUGCUAAGAUAGCUACUGUGACUGUUUGUGCGUCAUUUCAUUGUGCACUGUAGGCUAUCGCAGCAUAAAUGACAAAAGUAGGCUAAUUUAAUUGUACUAUUUUGAGCGACUGCAAUAUCCGCGUGUUGGGGUACUAUAUUUUAUAUUUGCUAAUGCUAUUGCGGGCUUUCAUGCAUUAUGUAUGCAUGAAGUGUCUUUGUAACCUUGAGGCGGAUAGUUUGCAGGUCUAGCUGUAUGUGAGAUGCUUGAAAGUAGUACAUUCGAUUUUUCGGGCUCUGCGUACGUAGCGUCCGUGCUCUCUUUGGCAAGGACAGGAUCGUGUGUAAAGACAAUGCGAGUCACAGUUUGAACAUAAAUAUUUCGUAAUAGCCUACAUUCAUUUCUGUCAAAUAUUUCCUUGUUAUAUUUAGCGUACUAACUGUCCACAAAAUUCAGGCGUACGUAACAUUUAAAUGUGUUGGCUAAAGCAAUCUGUCUUUCUGAUUAUCCUGUGAGUUAGUAGUCUACCUUCUAUGUAGGCUAUCCUACCAUCGAUUAAUUUUGCUCUGACUUCAUAACAGCUUGCCAGUUGCCACAUAUGGGACACAUUUCUUGUGCAGUAGGCUACAGUUAAAACGAUAGUUCAUCGUCAUAGAAAGGGACCACGUGCAAAUCACUUUUACUUAAGGGAGAAAAUAUUCUUAAAAUCCCUGGCUGGAUGAAUUAUGAUUAGGCUGUUUUAUUUAAAUAAAGUUAUUUCAGAUAUAAAUGUAAUGUUAUGUAGCUAUUCCAGAGUUUGAGAAAUGUAAUUAUUACUGCCAUUAGAUAUUCUCUUGAGUUCUGUCAGAAAGACAUUGCCUUAAAUGUCCAGAAAGCAUUGAUGGCGUUACCCGUAGAAUGUUAAAAUGGUCAAAGUUUUGGUAUCAGAUUUGAACUCCUCUGGUGGCAUCGUGACUAGCCUACUGAAAUGGCUGCUGGUGCAUAAUACUGUUAAAGUAGUACUAACUAAUAAUGUGAAAGCAUCUAUUUUUAUCACAAUUCAUUAUCACGAAUAUGAAUAAAUAUAUAUAUAUUUUUAGGUUUGUUUUUUUUUAAUCGGAAGGGAAGUUAACCAAUGAGAAUUCAGUUCUCUAUAUGAUGGUAGUUGCGUGUGCCCUAAUUUCUUGAUAAAGGAGAAAUUACUGGUUACUGGUUAUAGGAAUACUGGGUAUUCAUGAUUAUGAACUAUAUGACAGCCAGGCUGCAGUCUGUUCCUCCUGCCUUAAAGGUGUGUGAUGGGUAUAAUGUUUGGUGGGUAGAGUUAUAAGUAGACCCAUGAAGUGUGAAAUAACCAUUGUUGCAUUGUAAGGAUGCAAAAACUUCAGACAGAUUAAGCCACAAUUAUAGCAUUAAGCUAAUUUUCAGGUAAAGAUGGGUUUUGAAAAAAUCUAUAUUAUAUUUUACUUAAGGAAAUCUUUAAAUAUAACAGGACCAGGAAGUGUAUAUAUAGUCCAUAUAUUAACACUCAUAACAGAAUGCCCGUAGCGUAUGUGUCCAAUAUUAUUGUUCUCUCUGCACUUAUUUUAUUUUUAGGCAUUAUUUCUCUUUAAAAAUUGAUGUAUGAUUGUUAGUAUUGGUAAGCACCACUUGUAUAAUACCAUGUCAUGACUUUCUACAAAAUAUAUAGAAGACCUGAAGAUGAAAUACCAUCAUAACUACUUAUGUUUAGCCUCAGCAAAUAAACAUGCUGAUUGAAAUUGAAUAUGGUAGAUCAAAAAGGCUUUUACAUUGGAGGAGAUGUUGGAAUUUUCUUAUCACCUUGCUCAGUGAUGGAACAAUCUUGGUGUGCAUGGUUAAGCAGAUUCUGGGGCCUGUUCCUAUUACCGGGAAGUAGUCAAAUGUGCUCAACUGCUGUGACUGUGGGCUUUAAGUGGUCAACCAUUCAGGAUUGCAGCCCUAUUCAGUCGCAAGGUCAAUAGUCUAGGGGUGUAACCCCCAGGCUUCACCACGACAUGAUACAAUUUUGAUUCUUGAGCCAACGGUUUGUUAUUUGGCAAUAGCCGCCUUAAGAUUUGGAACAUUGGCAUUCAUAUUUUGCUAUGAUUCAUAACAGUACAAAUCAAUUUUUGCACGUUGUAUCAAUUGGAUUGAAUCGUUUCCCUUUGAACCAAAACAUCGAUCCAUCGUAACGUUACUCCCCUAUACUAUACACAAUGUGCUCUGUGUACUUUUAUACAAUAAAUGUAGUUUCAAGUACAGUAUUUACUCAAGAAUCACAAUAUUUCAUUUGUUCUUUCAACAUAGAUUAGAUUGAUUUAACAAAGUGGUUGUAUCAGGAAUUGUGUCGUGCAACUGAUGCUUAGCCUUCUAUCCCUAUGAGUCUUCCUAAUUAAUGCACAGUGGUGACCAUUUCAUAUCUGUAAUUGCAAGUAGGCUAAUCUAAACCAAUGCAUUUAAAAUAAAUUAGUUUUUUAAAAUUAGAUUUAGAUUAGAUUAGAUUUUUAUUGUCCUUCUAGCCCUUUUCACACAUUUUUCAGUGUAGGUGUCCGAGUCAGUUUUCCAUGUAAGACGUUCCUUCAGUUUGCCCUGUCAGGACCUAGUAAGAUUUAUGGAAAUCUUUUGCCAUGGUUCUAGUGUGAACAAAAGCAGUAGCAUUCCCGGAUAAAGCAUGCAAAAGGUUAUGAUGUUCUUACCUGAGACCUUUUGUUUCUGACACAAAUUAUUUCAUAAAUAGCCUACGUUACUGAAUCUGCCCUGUCAACAAUUCUUGCACAAAUAUGAGACUUUGCACAUUGAAGAUAUUGGAGCUGCAUUGUGUGGUUUUGUGAGGGAAAUUUUAACAUUUAUUUUAGCAGUAUAAUAAGCAGUGUUGCUGUCCUUGACUGACAAGACUUUGUUUUUUGUAAGGACAGCAUUACAAAAUUGUCAGUGCCUCACAAAUUGCAUGUGUGCUACGCAAUACUCCUCCCUGGUGAACUUCUGUGUCAGGGAUUUACGUAGCUUUUUACUCAAUGGAGCAAGCUGGCUAGUGCCAUAUAUCAGUGCCACAUAUAGCUAGCUAUUUCAUUUGCUGAUCAUAAUUAUUUUCAUUGCCUUUUUACAGAAACCAAUUGCAUAUAUACUGUAUGUUUAAAUUUUAGCUGAUGAACCAUUCGUCCAUUGUUUAUCUACCCUUUGCUAUUUAGGACUAUAUCUGAGCUAUAUUGGCAAAAUAUGUCACCAUACAUUAUCUUGAAACUAUCACUCUUCAACUGUGUUGUGUUGGUGGGAUUUAUAUCUCUGCAAAAACUAUUAUUCAGUGUUGACGUUACAUUAUUUCUGGUUAGACAAACCAAUGUGACAUUAACAUCUGUCUUGCAUUGCUUCAGAGGAUUAACAUCCUGCCUUGCCUGAUCUAUCCGGGAUUUUUCCGCAUAGGAGGCCUGUGUGAAUGGGGAAAACCACUAGCUAACCCAGAUAGCUAAUUGAACCCAGUAAUGUUGUGGGUUCCAUGUGUGAAAGGGGCUAAUGAUUGAUUUGACCUCUUGCUUUAUUUAAGUCACAGAUGUGACAAAUCCUGUGUUUCAUUGCGAUCGAGACAUUUUAAGUGAAUUUCUGCAAACAUAUUUGAGUCUGGAUGAUGCCAAGGAUAUACAUUAUACUGUGUAUUUAAUUGGUAUAUGUUUCUGUUUUGAGAUACUGAUGGUAGACUUCUUUUUGAAUGUUAGCUUGGUUUGAAAGGACAGGCCUUCUAAAUAUUGUGCGCUUAUCCUUGUAGAAGGAUAGAUUUUCCUGUGAUUGGCUCACAUAAACAACCCCUUCUGUAUAAAACAAGCAUAGAGAAUAGGAAUAUGAAUAUUUGAAAUGUAGAGGUCAGAAAGCAAAUUGUCACCCCAGGAUAGCAUUUCUAUUGGACUGAAAUAUCCAUUCUCCAUAUCUUACGUUAUUCUCUGAUUGUUUAGCCAAGGAAAUUGAACCUUAUUUGAAUAAUAUAUUUUAUAUCGAUAAAUGAUAUAGCCUCUUUCAACUGAUGGCUGCUUUUCCUGGUCUCAAUAAAAGGAUAAGUAGUUUGGACAUUUGGAUGACACAUUUUAGAUGGUGAUGAUCUUGCCUUCUUGACAAAUUUCACUUUAUUUCAGUACAAAAGAAACAACAAGGAGUGUGAAACUUAAUUACAUAAUAAUAUAUUUUAAAGGGGUUUUCAAACCUGGUCCUUGGGAUCAAGUGUGUUUGCUGUUUUUUGGUUCUAACAUAUUUGAAACCUGGAUUGGCCAAAGCUAUUCAUUGUUCUUAAUUAUGAACUUUUAAUAUGAAUUUAAGGAUUUUAAUCUCUUGAAAUCACAAAAUCAUAAAUAGCCAAUCAUGCCAUGAAGAAAACACAUCCCCUAUUCACUUGGCUUUCCAAGACUAAAUCAUUCAGAUUAAAUAAUAUUUCACUAUCUGUUGUGUGCUGAUUCCUUUCGAAAGAGAUUGCAUUUUUUUUUUAAGUUUUAAUAGUCUGAAUUAUAUGGAGUAGUCCUAUUGAAUUACUGUAUACAUCAAUGUGAUCUUAAUUGGUGACAUUUUGGACCCCUGUUCACUUAAACUAAACCAUUUGUGGAAAUCUAUGGGGCCAAAGACAAAUCAACAGGUGACAAAAAGUCAAACGUGCAUUGUGUUAAUGUAAGUUUACAGAAAAAGGAUGGAACAACUUGUUCUUAGAAAUGUUAAUGGAUCAAGAGAUUGACUGGAGAAACAGCAGACACAGUGGGUCUAGGAUUAAGUUGCCUGUUUUGAAAGAAAGGUACAGCCACACUGGUUUGGCUUUAAUUUAUUCACUGUUUUAGUUUAAGUUGAGACCUGUGUCUCACUGGGACUCAAAUAUGGCCUCCAUCAUUGUAUCAAUGAACCUUAAGGCCAACUGCGUUUCAUGAUUUUAAUCUUUCCCUCUGUUAAGUUGAGGUCAGUGUACCAUUUGAUCAUUGCGAGGAUGACCUGUCCUGAGAUUUCUUCAUUGUCCUGGAAUGACCACCAGGCUGUGGACCCUGAACAAGGAUUUUGGGGUAAUGGAUAUAGAAUGUGAGAACUGAAGUGAAAGCACAUUGAAAUAAUGUUCCUGAUUCCUGUAACGAGAAUGUAAUUAUCUAGAUGUAAUAGCACAUGAGAGUAUGUCCUUUUGGGGCUAAAAUCUUUUUGCACUGUGGAAUAUGAAUGAAAGCUACCUAUGUGAUUGUAGGGGGGUUAAAGAGGGCUACUCCCAAUUUGACACUAUUUCUUGUCUCUUUUCUGUGAAUGGCUAGAGAUAUUUAUAUUUUCAGUUGCGUGUUAACUUACUAUUUUGUACCACUAUCAGUGCAGUACCUUAAAUGUGAUAUAUGUCUGAUUUAUGUUUGUGUGUCUUCUUUUUUUAAAGAUAGUUUUGUGAACAAAAGAAUGAAACUAACUUGUGUGGAUUUUUUCAUCUAUGCAAACUUUUUUUUAGCAUAUAGCUAAUGUCUAUGUCCGUUUGUUGAUGUAUCCUCUCAUCUGUCUUCUCGUCUGAAUGUCAGAGGUUGUAUCUGGGCUGUUUGCAUGCACAGCUGAAGUACAUAUUUUUAUGGUGACUUUGUAAUGUAGCCAGUAUUUUACUAACACAGUGGUAAUAAAUGCCUUUGCGUUGGACACCAAAGUAUAUUAUUAUUCUUCUGUGUUAAUUAUAUUUUCUCAGUGUUUCCUCCAGAAAUUCUUUUAGGGUAGGUGUUGACAGGGUAGGUGUUACCCAACAUCUGUCCAUUUCACUGCAUAUUUCAAACUGCUUUCAACCCAUCAGAUUCUGGUGGGGCUGUCACUCAAAAAAAAAAGGAAAUGCACUGCCUCAAAAUGCAAGUGCUGCUGAAUAUUGCAGCUGCAAUAAGAAAAGGAUGUGGGUUAGGGUUAGGCUGAUCAGGGGGCAGGGGUGGUAGUAUCUUAUUAGCACAGGUUAACAUACUAUUUGCACAGUGUCUCCUCCUUGAUUUGUAACUUUCUGGCCCGUAGCUUCAGAUCUGACACACAGCUGACCUCUUGCCAUCUAGAUCAGGAAAUUUCCUUUGAAGGUGCUCCUGUUGCUUCUGUCCAAGAGGGAUCCAUAACCUAAUGUCGCCAAAAUCACCCACGUGUUAAUGAUACUUUAUCCCCUCUGUUUGUAUUUUCAGGUGGGCAGUCUCAACAUUCGCAAUGAUCUUAGUGCUACAUUCUGAAACCAAGUACCCUGCUUCUUUAAUUGUCUCAAUUGCCACAGGGUCCUAUCACAAAUAAAGUAGACAUUAUUUUUAGGUAGAACAGAAAUAGGCAAAGAAGUUACUUAUUUAACUGCUAAUUACAUGUUCUUUAAUUCCUUUCUGAAACAAUCUGGAUUUCUGGGUCAGGUAUGGAAGGACAUCAGCUUGCAGGUGAAUUGCACCAAUAAACCUGUUGGUAGUAUAGUACGUAUUACAGGCCUCGAGCUACGGAGUCCUGUUUGCUUGCUUCCUAAGCAAGGGCUGCAAGGACAGCUGGCGGGUUUCUCCUCAAGGUGGGGAUGGUGUUGUCCUAUAACAGCCAUCUUGUGUUCUUCUCUUCCUAAUAGACAAUAAAGAGAUUGGAUAGAAGUUUGUGCUAGGUAAGCUGUUCUCUGCCAGGAGUAAGGAAAAAGACUGUCUUACUGUCACUUUAAGGUUGUCCACUCCAAGAAUGGUGGAAGCUGUUCUAAGUACUUCUGUGCGAUUUGCACUGUUGCUGAAGUAGAGGUGAAGAUGUUGAAGGUGCCCUCUGAAUGUUUUCAUGUAAUGCACCUAGUCUGCAGCACCUUUCCUGGCAAGGGCCAGACUGGGCAGCACAGAUACUCAGCAAGAGUCAUACUGUUAGCUUUCUGGCAUAGGUUUUAUUACUUUUAGGUAGCCUAUUCGUUUUUAAAGUUGACGUUUUUCUUCAGAAAGUCAUAUCAGUCAUCACAGAUGCUCCAUCAGUUCCCAGAUCAAAUAUUCGUGUCACAAGGAUCUUCUUGACAUUCAUCACCUCUCUAACAGCCGCGACAAUUGUUGCGGCUUUACCAUCUGCUGUAGGGACAAUGUCAAGAAAUGGCAAUGCCAAAAAGGUCUCCUCUGUGCCUUUAAACAAAACAUAUUUGCCCAUUAGACAGUGCAGCUGGUAAAAUUAACUGAUUUUUGUAUUGCAGGGAAGUAUGAAAUCAUCUGAUGUGUGUGCCCAGCUGUUGAUUCAUCUAUUUCAAGACCUAUGGCCUGUGAUGAAUGUAUGGCUUUCGGAAUAGUCUCUUCAGUCAUGUCAGCUUAGCUAAAAUUUGGAUUAUUCGGUCAAUACUCCAAUGGGAUCUGUAAUUGGUCCUUUAGUCAAGCUAAAAUCGUAGAACAGAAAUAUUAAAAGUUGUGAAUAUUCUACUCAAUGACAAAAUGUGUCAUAUCUAUUUUUAACAUACCUUUAGCUUCGAAAUAGUCACUGAGCUAGGUCAAGAAAGGUAGUAUAAUUUAUGUGGUGUGCAAUUUCAUGUUUUAUCAGGCAGUACAGCCAUUUAAAACCCCAACGAUGGCAACAUGUUCCACUUUGAGAACUGGAUCAUAGGCUUUUACAAUGGGUACAUCUAAAAUGAACACAGAAAAAAAACUGCAAGAAAAACUUUAUAACAAGCUUGUCAUUGCUAGUUUGUGUCUAAGUUUAUGUUAAAUUCGAAACAGUUGUGUAAAUGAAGUUCUACUUGCUUGUGCCUCAAUGCUGACUCGAGCAUUGUGGUUCUCUCUUCUGAGGUGCUUUUCAAGUGCAUCCUGUCUGUAAUUGUUCGGGGGUACCUCAAUCAACGUCAUCUCUGAAAUUCUUCCUGAAGUUCAGGAAGCUCUUUACACGUGCUUCCUGCGCUCUCUAUAGAGCAUCCCGGUAAAUAACAUUUGCGUGAUGAAGUAAGGCUAUUAACGUAAGACUAAACAAACAUCUCAUCAUCUUAUUACUAAUUCCUCAUUAUUCCUUACACUAAGGUACGGUGACUAGUCUGCGCCUCUGCUCCGCCUGUUGGCUCUGACAAGACAUUUCUGGUGUUGCACCUGACCGUAAUUCAGGCAACUGGAGUGUCCCAAAAAAAAAAAAACGAGUAAGAGAAUGAGUAUGGCGUGUUACUUUUUCCCAACAUUUAUUAUUUUAAUUUUUUUAUACAGCGUAGCUCAACUAAGCUUGAAUACUCUCUUACCGCAACGCCCUGUUAACAUCUCCCUCCCCAGCCUGCAUGUUUUUGUGAAUGCGGGCGGAAACCAGAGUACACGGAAAAGAUCCACACACACACAAGGAGAAUAUGCAAACUACAUGCUGUGAGGCAAAAGUGCUACCCACUGCACCACCGUGCCACCCUGCAUCCUUUCAAUGAAUGAAAAAGUUAUUAGUAGAAACGUGAAUCAUAUUUUAAAUCCUCUCUCCUUUCCUGUCUCCUUUCCAUCCUAAUCUCCACCCUGUUUUAACGCAUUCACUCCAGCAUAUGUAUGAACACGUGUAUGAUAAAGAAAUUCACAGUGACGUAAUCCCUGCCAACUAGGCCUACAUCCCAAUGGCAAAUUUUACUAAAUUAAGUGUAGAUAUUGUGACCUUGUAGAAGCUUCUUUUGCACCAGAAAGCAGUCGCAAUUCCCUUUUUUUUUUAAAGAUGAUGAGUCGUUGUUGCAUCGUAAAUUUAAUUCUAAGCCAGUUUUUUUUAUCUUUUAAAACAGAAUGCAGUGCCUAUUUCUGUGUUUUUCCCUUCAGGUUAGGAGAGUUGUACUGCCUCUUCUAUAAAGCGCUGGGGGAAACCCUGCUCAAUAUUACUUACUUUCUUAUCUUACAAGCACAGGUUACCCAAUACUAGAUUUUGUAUUAAUGGACUAUUUUAAGUCUGCCAUAAAGUGGCGGCAAUUCAUGCAUUUGAUGGCUGGGGCAAGAAUGUCUGCAGCUACUCCCUCAAGAGGAUUUAGCUCCUUUUAUACUUCUAUACACACAAGUGCACCUCAGGACAAAGUGUCCUCAUCAGUUCUCCACUCCUCCAACCAUUCAUUUUAAACGUCGCCUGAUAUACUGCAGUCACUGAAGAUAAAUGCCUUAGCACAUCUAAUGCUGUUGCCUUUAUAAACUUGCGAUUUAAAUCGUGCAAUUUAAAUGCAAAAUAACCAAGUAAUAAAUUAACUCACUGUUGCCUUCUUUUCAUCCACUCAUCAAUACCUUCCCAAGUAAUGUUUCUUCCUCGUACUUCAGUCCCCAAAUUUGUUUUCGUUUGCAUUUAAACUUUACAAUAAUAACUGAACUGAGCCUGAACCAGAAACCCCUUAUAGUACAUUAAUCUUUUUAGUCUCAGACAAUGGCAGCUAGAAACAAAAACAUGAUCGGUUCUGUACAUACAGUCACAUAUAGGCCUACAAGGUAUUUUUGGUUGCCUUUUCUAUUGUGGCCACCUUCCCCUGGACCCUUGAGGCAUGUUUUAGUUGAAAUGGGAAUGACUGUGUGAUGCUUGCCCCAGAGAUGGUGAGUGACAUUUUCGUGAAUCGAUUGGUUCUGUCUGUAUUGCUCUAGAGAGGAUGGAAAUAGGCCUCGGUUAAUGGUCCUCUUCUCAGAGGACACUGACUUACAUUAUGACUGGCAUAGUUUUCCUGCAGUGUACUUUUUGCAACUGCUUUUUUAUGUGCCUUAACAAUAGCUUUUAUAAUAUAUAACUAUAUUUUGUGUUUCCUGAUUUCUUGACAUUCCCAUAUACUUGAAGUACAUAAAUUCACUGUGUUUGAUAUUCAAAUAUCUGUCACAGAGGGAUGGUGAUUAAUUCAGUUCUCAUUUCUGUUUACAUUCCAGGCCCUUUGUUUUUGUCUUGAUGGGAGAGUGGGACUUUGCAAACAACCUUUUGGGUGGGGCUGUUAUGAACUGCGAACUACACGGUCAUGUUAACCGUACAAAGCACUUGUCUCGAAACAACGGCACCUAGUUCUGGGGGGGCACUCACAGCACAGUAUGUCAUCAUUCCAGAGCCUGAUGAACAUUGAUCAACCACUCUGAACUGAAUAACAAAUGAAAAGCUACGGAGAAAAUGAUAUGUCAUUGAUUUAACAAUCAUAUAUGUUAAAUUUAUAAAUAAUUCUUUAGGUCAUGCAAUACCAUUACAGUUGUUAUAAUUACUGUGCCAUCAAAAAGUAUUCAGACCCCUUCACUUUUUCCACAUUUUGUUACGUUACAGCCUUAUUAUAAAAUGGAUUAAAUUCAUUUUUAUUCUCAUCAAUCUACACACAAUACCCCAUAAUGACUAAGCGAAAACAGGUUUUUAGAAAUGUCUGCAAAUUUAUUAAAAAUAAAAAAUUGAAAUAUCUUUUACUUGAGAAAAAGGGGCUAAUGUUUGUGUCAUGGGUUGAAAGUAUAUAUCUGGGAAAAGAUUUCAAGUCCAUUGAAAACGAUUAGCAGUGGUGAACAUCCACAGGCUCACCAUCCUUGGAAAUGAACUGUUGACAAUCGCUUUCAUCUCCUAAUUAUGGAGCUUUAAUGCGAUCAGUAAGCACAGACCAUGUGAGGCAGAAAAAUGAGGUCCUAGGUACUGUAGCAGUGAUUAACCCUGAUAAUCAAAUGUAAGCCUUAACUGCAGUAAAGCCUUGACUAUAUUAACCUCAGUUACUUUGAACUACGUAGGGUUCAUAAGCCAUACAUUGUAUUCGUGUUGAAUCUCACUGCUCCUCUCCACUCCUAUGGGAUCAAAAGCCUGCCCAAAACAUGAGGUUUCUUAUUCUUUUUAUUGCCUUAAUUAAAUUAGCCUGCGGAACAGAGCCAAACUAAACUGCAGAGUCUCAUUCAAGUCAGCAGCAAUUAGAUCAGCAUAUCUUAAAAGUACAAACCAAUCAUUUAAAAGCUUGUUUGGAUUGAAGGACCAUACAAAGAAAAUACAUAAAUAUAUUUUAUAUUUAUGUUAAUGACCUGGUGUAAAGUAUAGUUUUGUAUACAGUGUUUAAAUUUUUUAUUUAAUUGUAGAUUUCCAUGAGGUAUUGCUGCCGACAGAUAAAUUAUUUAUUGUGCAUCUAUGAUAUAUAGCCUACCUGUCUUCCAAAUGUCUCCCAUUAUGCAUGUGUACAUCAUUGACGUUAAAUAAUUUAAAAAGUGCCUUUUAGGGUGUGUGUUAGUAUCCACCAUUAAAUAAUUUAGUUUGAGUGAUCAAGCUUUAGGAGAUGAGGUUCAAAACCGCAGCAUUAUCAGGUGAAAUGCCAACCUUGCAGCCUUCACAUAGACAGCAGCUGCUUUGCAGUAAGAGAUGUCAGUUUUCCUAGCCCACAGCUUUGUUUGCAAUUUAUAUUCGUAACAUUUGUUUGUCAUAAAGAAGGUCCACGGGGGUUUAAUUUAUCCAGAUAAUCUGCUGAGUUAGCAUACAUGGUCAUACAGUGCUGAUACUUUGUGAGUGUGUAUUAGGCCUAUGUGGCGUUGAUGUGCUGUAGAGUUCUGAUGUCAUUUCUACAGCCUUCCAUUGUGAAGCUUCUGCUGCACUCUGAACGAGUUUGUGUCUGCUUAUUCAGAGAUUAGCCAAGGUAAUCUCAGCAGUUGAAAGUAAUGUACAAUUAGUAAUGUGCUCUAUCCACAUGAACGCCAUUGCUAGGGUAGAAUUGGUAGUGUAACAUUAGGCCUACUCCGCUUGCCUAACUGAACAUUUGUUUGUAUAAAGAACCAUUAAUUUAAAAAAUGAAUGGGUCUCAAUGGAAAAAUAAAUAAAUACAGCUGUUUGAA